Messenger RNA from Penicillium pulvis, 2079 nucleotides. RefSeq names its product putative HMG box transcriptional regulator. Bases 1 to 2079 code for a protein of 692 amino acids. The record is from RefSeq and is a predicted model, not a curated record. The transcript is spliced from 3 exons. NCBI's taxonomy places the organism in Eukaryota, Fungi, Ascomycota, Eurotiomycetes, Eurotiales, Aspergillaceae. Gene Ontology annotation, biological process: negative regulation of transcription by RNA polymerase II; anatomical structure morphogenesis; cell differentiation. Gene Ontology annotation, molecular function: DNA-binding transcription factor activity, RNA polymerase II-specific; RNA polymerase II cis-regulatory region sequence-specific DNA binding.
AUGUCUUGGGACCGAGUGCUCCCCGCUCCAGCUGGUCUGCACUAUGACAUUCCCCAAGUCAGACCUAGCGACCUUCUCGACCACAAGAUUAUGAGUGACCUUCCCAAGUCCCACGGACCUUUGGUGUGCCGCCAGGACUCGUUCAAGUAUGCCGACCAACGGCCAAACGAUGUACAACAAGCCCAUCAGCAAAUGGCAGUCUUGAACAAAGGGGAUAUUCCCCUUCAGGGUGAUCAGAUGACGCCUAUAUCGAAUGGACAUUCUAACGUUAAUCUCGUGGUGAGACCAUCUGGUGCUAUGACCUCCAAGGAAAUCUCCCGCUCGUCUUCCUCUUCUGGCAGUGCGAGUCCGGUGAGGUCUGCUAAGGAAAGAGAUACUUUCUGUCUCUGCCAGCCGGAUCCCAAAGUUCCCCGGCCCCGUAAUGCUUUUAUUUUGUAUCGACAGCACUAUCAGGCGACCGUGGUAGCUCAUAAUCCGGGCAUGGCAAAUCCAGAUAUCUCCAAAAUCAUCGGAGUGCAGUGGAGGAAUCUUUCAGAAGAAGAGAAGUCAAAGUGGAGGACUUUGGCGGAGGAAGAGAAAAUCCGUCACAACCAGCAAUACCCUGGCUAUCGCUACCAGCCCCGACGAAGUGGUCGGGAUGGCGGUGGUCGCGGCCCUGGCACGGGUAUCAGUAACAAUACAACGGGUGGCACGCACUGCACUCGCUGUGGUGGUCGCUUUAUGCAUCCACCAUCACCAAUGACCCCAUUCACCCCCACGACUGCUACGGCAGAGUACCGACCAUCAGGUCUCUCAGCACCUGGCACACACAAAACCGUCAUGACAGCUAGAAGCUCGCACGGCCGGGAUAGAGACGAGCCCAAGCUGAUCAAAAUUGACGCAUUGGAUUCCCGCUCUCGUUCUCGCCAGGGAGAAGAGAUCGGUGGGAGGUCACCAGACAACAAACGCCGUCGUGUUUCCCAUAUUCCCCAAAUCCCCCCCAAGCCGGGCAUGAUCGCCCGUCGAGACAUGAGUCCCGAGUCUCCAUACUCGGCAGCUCCGUAUAGUGCUCGUCCCGACAUGCAACCUCGCAACAUGCUUCCGAUGCUUCAUCCACAACGCCAAUAUAGCAGCGUACAGGGCCAGUCACACCCAGACCCGAGUUUAAAGCUACCACCGCUGCAGACCGGCACACCUGUCAUGACUCCCAUUACGCCAAGUUUCUCCACAGAACCCAGCGUGGAGGCCACCGUGAUGACAAUCCCUUUUCUCAACAAGAUCAAAGUCCUCGCAAAAAUCUCGCCGCCUUUGGUCCCCUCAUUCCGGGAAUCCAGCCCCCAAAUUCGAGGCCCCGUCAUCGCAGUCGAUGGCCACGAUCCCGAACUGGUCCAAGUCGCCGUGGAAUACCUCCACCGUAUCCUAAGGAGGGAACCGAAAUACCACGUCCGUGUUUUCGAUGGACCGGACAUCAAGCCACAACGCGACCCCAACUCAGAAGGCGGUCCAAUGGGUGACGCAACCGUCGACUACCUGGACACCAUCUCAGCAUGGCAUCGUAUCUCCGAUGAAGUGGUCAGCUUCGUCAAGUCCAUCUCAACAGCCAUGUCCGUUGGUUCCCGCUCCAGCCCAGAAGAGGAAACCAACAAGUUGAACCUGUCGCCUAAAUCUCUCAUCCCAAAGACUGCGAACAUGCAGAUCCAUUCACCUGCACAAUCGAGUGAGAAUGGCUCCGAUGCUAGUGUCUCCCCAAGUGUACCCGGUAGUCCGUGUAAUAUUCCUAUUGCGCUCGUACCGCGGUAUCAGAUUACGACUGCGGAUACAUUCGCCUGCUCUAUCCCUAUCCAUGAUUCAUACGCUCCCUUAGAUCAUUGGCAGUGGAUGGCGUCGCUCUGGCGCGCCUGUGUUGGUCCUGACAUCACCGUUUAUAUCCGGGAGUGUAGUCGCGAGGAGCUGGAGCGCGCGGGUGGCAAUGCCGUUGAAGUACGGUUGCAGGAUGCGCGGACCAUCGUGCUGAGAAAGGUUGUUGGAUCGUCGCGGGAAUUGGAAGAAAAGGCGUUGAAGCGCGUUGGGUUUGAGAUUGAGGAUUUCUUGACACAGUGA